CUAUGCAAUGGCUAUACAAGAAGAAAGUCAAAGGAAGCUAGGACAAACAGAAGGAGGUAAAGAACCUCUCACAAUGAUGGCAGGAAGAAGUGCUCAACCACAUAAUUUCAAUAAUCAAGUGAACAAUAAUCAGAUGAACUUGCAUACUAAGAAGACUCAGAGUCAGAACUCACUUGGUAGAAGGAUGGGAUUAGUUUGUGAUCACUGUGGUUACAAAGGUCAUACCAGAGAAAGUUGUUACAGAAUUGUAGGUUUUCCACCAGAUUUUAAGAGCAAGAGGAAGGGUUCUGGAUCUAUGAAUGAAGCAUAUGCAAAUAAUUUUACUUCCGAGUCAUCUGUUUCUGGAUCUGGAUCAGCAUCAAGCUUCUAUUUUCCAGGAGGCUAUUUCACAAAGGAACAAUAUGAGCAAGUCACUAAAAUGUUAUCUCCUGCUCCACCUACAGGAAACUGCAGGGCUGAGGCUAAUGCUGCAGGCUCUCUUUACUGGAGAGGUGAUUGGGAUUGGUAAGGAGAGUGAUGGCUUGUAUAUUCUCAGACAAGAAGUAAUACCUACUAUUGGAGCAGCAUUCAAAAGCAAGAACUCAGAAGAACAUAAACUUUGGCACCUUAGACUAGGACAUCCAUCUUUGAAAGUAUUGCAGCAUCUACAUAUAUUGAAGAAUAAAUUGGUUGAGACUGUACAUGAAGAUUGUUUGAUUUGUCCUUUGGCAAAACAAUGUAGACUCAA
This is a messenger RNA of Solanum pennellii, 727 nucleotides long. RefSeq lists its product as uncharacterized. The record is from RefSeq and is a predicted model, not a curated record. NCBI's taxonomy places the organism in Eukaryota, Viridiplantae, Streptophyta, Magnoliopsida, Solanales, Solanaceae. The transcript is spliced from 2 exons. The coding region runs from base 8 to 508 and encodes 166 amino acids.